AUGCGAUCCCUCAUCCUGCCCCUUUUCCUCGUCUUCGUCAGCAGUAUCUAUCAAUGUGCUACACUCAGUCUUGAGGUCGACAUCCAUCUCAAUGCGCACUGCGAGUUCAAGCAGGACCAUAUCGAAGCAUUGCUCGGGCUGCCUGAUACUACAGUCCUUUUUCAUCAUCUCGAAGAUCAAGGCUGGAUUUAUAGCUUUGAUCACGCCCUGGGCUCAGGUGUAGAGUACCUCUAUUCAGAAGAAAGUCGAGAGGGUGCAAAGGUGGCCUACAAGAUCACUGCAUGGGCACCCAUGAAUGGCGUCACAGGCGACCCUACCGGUUUUGAGUGCUGCGCGGGCGAAACAAACGUAGUGGUCCUGCUGAGCUUAGUUGAGCCGCGCCUUGUCGAAGUGAAGACGGGGCGUUGGGCGUCCGCAUCAUGCAAUCCAGAUACUGAGCCAAGUAAUUGCUUUGCAAGAGGUUACAGAGGCACGAUCUGUACAGUCGACGAUGAUAGAACAUCAGUCGACUACUUUGUCGUCGACGAAGAUGAGGAUGACGAGCAGUAG
Mixia osmundae IAM 14324 is the source of this 549-nucleotide messenger RNA. RefSeq lists its product as uncharacterized. NCBI's taxonomy places the organism in Eukaryota, Fungi, Basidiomycota, Mixiomycetes, Mixiales, Mixiaceae. The coding region runs from base 1 to 549 and encodes 182 amino acids. The record is from RefSeq and is a predicted model, not a curated record. The transcript has 6 exons.